UCAUGUCAUCGCUCGUCUUCACGGCGGGAUUCAUGUUUACGCGCAUUCGUGGGAUGCCAUUUAUGCAGGUGACGAGAGAAGGUGCGCGGUGGAUAGCGGGGGGAUAUUCGAACCAGUAUGGCGCUGAGACUUAUGUUGUCGCUACGCUUUAUGGUACACUGGCCUUAACGCAGGUCGCCCUCAUCAUACUGGUCCCUCGCAUACGGAAACGGAACCAACAACGUGCGGCGGUUUACGUUUGGUCGUUCGUGACGAUCAUUUUGUACAGUGUGCUCAUGUCGCUGUUCAGAGUAAAGAACUCUGGAUAUCCGUUCCGUCUCCUUUUCUAAACGUUAGAUAUAGUCGAUUGUAAAUUUGAUAUCGAU
Cantharellus anzutake is the source of this 365-nucleotide messenger RNA. RefSeq lists its product as uncharacterized. Lineage: Eukaryota; Fungi; Basidiomycota; Agaricomycetes; Cantharellales; Hydnaceae. The annotation marks the transcript as partial. The transcript is spliced from 3 exons. Gene Ontology annotation, cellular component: oligosaccharyltransferase complex. The record is from RefSeq and is a predicted model, not a curated record.